CACCAGGUCUACAGUUAUACAGAAGCCUUUAUCGUAAAUACUCUGUCUCGAAAUAUCACUACCCAAUACACAUAUAACCGAUAUUAUCAGAUGGAAACUUAAGCCGAACUGUUCGCCAGUCUGCAGAUUCGUUUCAAAAUAUUGAAAAUUAAUAAUAUGUUAAUUGAUGCAUGAAACGCCAGUGUGAAUUUCUAUUGUAAUUGACAUCAAAAUGCGGCAUUUAAAGUUCGUUUUGUUCCAGCAGAAAUUCAAUGACUAAUAUCCCACCUGUGAAUACACUCCGUAUAUCAAACUGUAUUGAAUAGGAGAACGGAAUCUUACAAACAGUCUCAAGACCAUGGCCAAAGUCAACAAACAAAGAACGGACGAUGAGAUGGCCACGCCUAUAUUUCCGUUGCUGUCCAUCCCUUGCAAUGAUCUAAGACCAUCCAACAGAAGGCGUGCUGAAACAGCUCGUAUAAGAGAGAAGUGGCUUAAGAGUAAAGGUGCACACAGUGAUGAAUUCGAGGAGAACAUUGACUCCACCUUCCGAACAAAGCUACGACCUCCGGCGAUAAUAAUGAGGCGACAACUAAUGAACAACAGAAACGCCAGGAGUGCCACGUCAGUCGAAUGGGUGAGGCCAGUCAAACCGGAAGUUGCAAGGUGGAAGAAAGAAUUCGAGGAGAGAUUCAAGAACCAAGUGUCAAAAAAGGCUACCACGAAGCGACUGAGUUAUGCACGUGUAAUACAGCCAACCACGCCUAAAAAGUUACAGCCAAUAACAGACCAGAACGAAUCGAAUGGUACACUUUUCUACACGACCAACACACGGGCACCACCAGGAGGAGUCCCUGAGAUGAAAGGACGAUACAUAGUAGCGCCGGGAUGGUGUUCGGAAUAUGUGUCGUGGCAAAGUUCCAAACUCGACAGGACGCUUUCAGAGAUGCACCGUCAUAGUUUAUUUUGACACCAACACGCAUAAUCUAGAUGUGUCUACGGUAGCCACAAGUGCAAUAGGACGUUAUGAUUCUUUUCUGGAAGUCAUGCUCAGUUAAUGCGAAUCCGACUGAAAAUAAUAUAAGCGUUGUUGUUCUUCCACAAGUAUUUAUAGUGACCCAUUUUCUGUCAGAAAGUGAGAAACAAUAAUUAUGAAAUGUUAAUUAAUAGGAAACAGACAUAAUUGUAACAUUAAUCUGUUACGUAGAGGUAGUUGGGCACAUCACUAGUCACUGUUGUUUCAUUUAUAUGGUGUACAUAAAUCAGUGGGUUAAAACUAAUCUAUGUGAUUACGCUUUUAGUACUCGCGUGGUAUCUCUUUAUGAUAGCAGCAUCAUUCAAAAAUAGCCUCCGUGAGUUGCUGUACAAUUUGACCAUAUGUCCUCGAUACAACAAGUAUCGUUACUGUAAAGGAAUAAGAAUCCAUUUUAGUGGUUAUCUUAGUUUCGCGUUCUCAUGAUGAAAUAUAUAAUUGCACCCAUUGUAGUAUCUAUACUUAAAACGUGCACUCUUUCUACAGCAAGUUAUGUGGAUGUGCCAAUUCAUCAUUGCAGAAAUCUGCUAAAAUUUGAUGAUGCGUUAAAAUAGUCCAGAAUAUAUACAAUCGGGGCAUGUCAGUACCACGGUUUGUAACAAGCGUGAAGUGAUUGAUGAAACCACUGUCGUGUAAUUUGUAAUAAUCCCAAGUAUCUAGUCUCACAGUACUGUAUGAAAUAACGUGUUUGGAUAUAAUUAAAAUGUUAAUUUUUCUAUGA
This is a messenger RNA of Pecten maximus, 1733 nucleotides long. RefSeq lists its product as uncharacterized. Bases 338 to 949 code for a protein of 203 amino acids. The record is from RefSeq and is a predicted model, not a curated record. The transcript is spliced from 4 exons. NCBI's taxonomy places the organism in Eukaryota, Metazoa, Mollusca, Bivalvia, Pectinida, Pectinidae.